CUGACAGAGACGCUGGUGCUCACUGAGAAGCUGAGGGAAUCUAACAUCCUCAUCAAAGACCAGGCCCGGAAGCUGUCCCAGUUAGAGCAGAAGUUACAACAGGGUAGAGAUGUGUCAUUUCUCCUCAGUCAACAUCUCAAGGACCUCCUCACCCAGGAUGACAGCAGUGAUGAGCAGGCACCACGCUUCCAAGAGCAACUGGCUGAGGGGUGCUGGCUAGCUGAGUGCCUUGUCCUCAAGCUCAGUCCAGGAAAUCAUGAAGAGGAGGGAAAUGAUAAUGAUUACAAAUGGCUUUCCCCCAGGCUGAGCAGAGAGGGACAGGAGGAGAGAGUUAAAGAAACUCUUGAGGACUCAUUGGAUGAAGGUCUUAGGUCUUCCUCAAGUUACAUUGACUUUUCCAAAGCCCACCAUCAUCCCAGCAUCACUGAUGCUCUGUUGGAUGACUGUGAAGAAUCUUCUCUGGAUGCAGCUGGCACCCAAGAUAAUAAGAAGCAAGAAGAAGAGGAAGAGCCUAUGAUCUUCAGGGAUCUGCAAGAGGCUGCGGACAUUAGUGCAGUGCUGCAGCACACAGUGGAUGAGAUAUAUGUGGCUCCUUCCAGUUGCCAGGACUUGUGUGAUGUCCACCAGACUCCCGAUACUCCAGCAUCCACACCUGAGGAGCAGGUUGGGAGCGGGAUUCUGGAUACAGAUGAAAAUCAAAGUGGUUGCCAAGCCCAAGAAGGACAAGAGGCAAACUACCCAGUGUGCUAUGACUUGUGUGACUUCCACCAGACUCUUAACGCUCCAGAGUUCCAACCUGAGGAACAGCUUGUGUGGUGUUUUCUGGACAUGGAUGAAAAUCAAAGUGGUUGCCAAGCCCAAGAAGGACAAGAGGCAAACUACCCAGUGUGCUAUGACUUGUGUGACUUCCACCAGACUCUUAACGCUCCAGAGUUCCAACCUGAGGAACAGCUUGUGUGGUGUUUUCUGGACAUGGAUGAAAAUCAAAGUGGUUGCCAAGCCCAAGAAGGACAAGAGGCAAACUACCCAGUGUGCUAUGACUUGUGUGACUUCCACCAGACUCUUAACGCUCCAGAGUUCCAACCUGAGGAACAGCUUGUGUGGUGUUUUCUGGACAUGGAUGAAAAUCAAAGUGGUUGCCAAGCCCAAGAAGGACAAGAGGCAAACUACCCAGUGUGCUAUGACUUGUGUGACUUCCACCAGACUCUUAACGCUCCAGAGUUCCAACCUGAGGAACAGCUUGUGUGGUGUUUUCUGGACAUGGAUGAAAAUCAAAGUGGUUGCCAAGCCCAAGAAGGACAAGAGGCAAACUACCCAGUGUGCUAUGACUUGUGUGACUUCCACCAGACUCUUAACGCUCCAGAGUUCCAACCUGAGGAACAGCUUGUGUGGUGUUUUCUGGACAUGGAUGAAAAUCAAAGUGGUUGCCAAGCCCAAGAAGGACAAGAGGCAAACUACCCAGUGUGCUAUGACUUGUGUGACUUCCACCAGACUCUUAACGCUCCAGAGUUCCAACCUGAGGAACAGCUUGUGUGGUGUUUUCUGGACAUGGAUGAAAAUCAAAGUGGUUGCCAAGCCCAAGAAGGACAAGAGGCAAACUACCCAGUGUGCUAUGACUUGUGUGACUUCCACCAGACUCUUAACGCUCCAGAGUUCCAACCUGAGGAACAGCUUGUGUGGUGUUUUCUGGACAUGGAUGAAAAUCAAAGUGGUUGCCAAGCCCAAGAAGGACAAGAGGCAAACUACCCAGUGUGCUAUGACUUGUGUGACUUCCACCAGACUCUUAACGCUCCAGAGUUCCAACCUGAGGAACAGCUUGUGUGGUGUUUUCUGGACAUGGAUGAAAAUCAAAGUGGUUGCCAAGCCCAAGAAGGACAAGAGGCAAACUACCCAGUGUGCUAUGACUUGUGUGACUUCCACCAGACUCUUAACGCUCCAGAGUUCCAACCUGAGGAACAGCUUGUGUGGUGUUUUCUGGACAUGGAUGAAAAUCAAAGUGGUUGCCAAGCCCAAGAAGGACAAGAGGCAAACUACCCAGUGUGCUAUGACUUGUGUGACUUCCACCAGACUCUUAACGCUCCAGAGUUCCAACCUGAGGAACAGCUUGUGUGGUGUUUUCUGGACAUGGAUGAAAAUCAAAGUGGUUGCCAAGCCCAAGAAGGACAAGAGGCAAACUACCCAGUGUGCUAUGACUUGUGUGACUUCCACCAGACUCUUAACGCUCCAGAGUUCCAACCUGAGGAACAGCUUGUGUGGUGUUUUCUGGACAUGGAUGAAAAUCAAAGUGGUUGCCAAGCCCAAGAAGGACAAGAGGCAAACUACCCAGUGGAACUACAAGAGGUGGAGGACAUUACUGCAGUGUUGCAGGACUCUUUGAAUGAGAAGUAUUGGAUUCAUUCCAGGUGCUAUGACUUGUGUGACUUCCACCAGACUCUUAACGCUCCAGAGUUCCAACCUGAGGAACAGCUUGUGUGGUGUUUUCUGGACAUGGAUGAAAAUCAAAGUGGUUGCCAAGCCCAAGAAGGACAAGAGGCAAACUACCCAGUGUGCUAUGACUUGUGUGACUUCCACCAGACUCUUAACGCUCCAGAGUUCCAACCUGAGGAACAGCUUGUGUGGUGUUUUCUGGACAUGGAUGAAAAUCAAAGUGGUUGCCAAGCCCAAGAAGGACAAGAGGCAAACUACCCAGUGUGCUAUGACUUGUGUGACUUCCACCAGACUCUUAACGCUCCAGAGUUCCAACCUGAGGAACAGCUUGUGUGGUGUUUUCUGGACAUGGAUGAAAAUCAAAGUGGUUGCCAAGCCCAAGAAGGACAAGAGGCAAACUACCCAGUGGAACUACAAGAGGUGGAGGACAUUACUGCAGUGUUGCAGGACUCUUUGAAUGAGAAGUAUUGGAUUCAUUCCAGGUGCUAUGACUUGUGUGACUUCCACCAGACUCUUAACGCUCCAGAGUUCCAACCUGAGGAACAGCUUGUGUGGUGUUUUCUGGACAUGGAUGAAAAUCAAAGUGGUUGCCAAGCCCAAGAAGGACAAGAGGCAAACUACCCAGUGGAACUACAAGAGGUGGAGGACAUUACUGCAGUGUUGCAGGACUCUUUGAAUGAGAAGUAUUGGAUUCAUUCCAGGUGCUAUGACUUGUGUGACUUCCACCAGACUCUUAACGCUCCAGAGUUCCAACCUGAGGAACAGCUUGUGUGGUGUUUUCUGGACAUGGAUGAAAAUGAAAUUGCUUACAAAGCUGGAGAAAGACAGGAGGCAAAGGCUGCCAGGGAUCUGCAAGAGGCGGCGGACAUUAGUGCAGUGCUGCAGCACUCAGUGGAUUGAGAUAUAUGUGGCUCCUUCCAGUUGCCAGGACUGGUGUGA
This is a messenger RNA of Castor canadensis (American beaver), 3366 nucleotides long. The record is from RefSeq and is a predicted model, not a curated record. NCBI's taxonomy places the organism in Eukaryota, Metazoa, Chordata, Mammalia, Rodentia, Castoridae.